GGGCGCGCGGCUCCGGCGGCUACCGCGGGCGGGCGCAGGCGAGGGGGACGGCGGGCGAGCGGGCGGCAUGGCGGCGGCGGAGCCCGUGGCGGGGCCGACGGGGCCCGAGCCCAUGCCAAGCUACGCGCAGCUAGUGCGGCGCGGCUGGGGCAGCGCGCUGGCGGCGGCGCGGGGCUGCACGGACUGCGGCUGGGGGCUGGCGCGUCGCGGCCUGGCUGAGCACGCGCACCUGGCGCCGCCCGAGCUGCUGCUGCUGGCGCUCGGCGCUCUGGGCUGGACCGCGCUGCGCUCCGCGGCCACCGCGCGCCUCUUUCGGCCCCUGGCGAAGCGGUGCCGCCUCCAGCCCAGAGAUGCCGCCAAGAUGCCCGAGAGUGCUUGGAAGUUUCUCUUCUACCUGGGCAGCUGGAGCUACAGUGCCUACCUGCUGUUUGGCACCGACUACCCCUUCUUCCACGACCCACCAUCUGUCUUCUACGACUGGACGCCGGGCAUGGCGGUGCCGCGGGACAUCGCAGCCGCCUACCUGCUCCAGGGAAGCUUCUAUGGCCACUCCAUCUACGCCACGCUGUACAUGGACACCUGGCGCAAGGACUCGGUGGUCAUGCUGCUCCAUCACGUGGUCACUCUCAUCCUCAUCGUCUCCUCCUACGCCUUCCGGUACCACAAUGUGGGCAUCCUUGUGCUCUUCCUGCACGAUAUCAGUGACGUGCAGCUUGAGUUCACCAAGCUCAACAUUUACUUCAAGUCCCGCGGUGGCUCCUACCACCGGCUGCAUGCCCUGGCAGCAGACCUGGGCUGCCUCAGCUUCGGCUUCAGCUGGUUCUGGUUCCGCCUCUACUGGUUCCCGCUCAAGGUCCUGUACGCCACUUGUCACUGCAGUCUGCGCGCGGUGCCUGACAUCCCCUUCUACUUCUUCUUCAAUGCGCUCCUGCUGCUGCUCACCCUCAUGAACCUCUACUGGUUCCUGUACAUCGUGGCGUUUGCAGCCAAGGUGUUGACAGGCCAGGUGCGCGAGCUGAAGGACCUGCGGGAGUACGACGUGGCCGAGGCCCAAAGCCUGAAGCCCAGCAAAGCCGAGAAGCCACUGAGGAACGGCCUGGUGAAGGACAAGCGCUUCUGAAUCCCUCGGCCCCGCCCCCGUGGACCCGGCCCCACCCCGAAUACCCCGGCCACGCCCCCGUCCUUGGCGCCCCUCCACCCCCUCCAACUCCACGCCUCUAGGGCUGUGGCCACCUCCCCUGGGCCCCGGCCCCCUCAUCCUGCCUUCAUUCCCUGGCCACGCCCCCCCAGGACCCCUGCCCCUCCCGGGACACCGACCCCGCCCUCAGCCCACUGGUCCCGGGCCGCGGCGGACCCUGUGCACUCUCUGGCCAACACCUGGGAGGAAGAUGCUACCGCCGCGGCAAGGUCCCGGCGGCCAACACCUCCUCCUCCUCCUGGUCCUUCUGCUGCCCUCGCUAUCCCCGACCCGCGCCCCAGUCCCCCCAGGCCCAGCCGCCGCCCUGCUCCAGGCUCUCGGGCUGCGCGAUGCGCCCCAGGGCGCCCCCAGGCUCCGGCCGGUUCCCCCGGUCAUGUGGCGCCUGUUUCGACGCCGGGACCCCCAGGAGACCAGGUCUGGCUCGCGGCGGAUGUCCCCAGGGGUCACCCUGCAACCGUGCCACGUGGAGGAGCUGGGGGUCGCCGGAAACAUCGUGCGCCACAUCCCGGACCGCGGUGCGCCCACCCGGGCCUCGGAUCCUGCCUCAGCUGUGGGGCAUUGCCCUGAGUGGACAGUCGUCUUCGACCUGUCGGCUGUGGAAUCUGCUGAGCGCCCGAGCCGGGCCCGCCUGGAGCUGCGUUUCGCGGCGGCGGCGGCCCCGGAGGGCGGCUGGGAGCUGAGCGUGUCGCAGGCGGGCCAGGGGACGGGCGCAGGCCCCGGGCCGGUACUGCUCCGCCAGUUGGUGCCCGCCCUGGGGCCGCCAGUGCGCGCGGAGCUGCUGGGCACCGCUUGGGCUCGCAACGCCUCAUGGCCGCGCAGCCUCCGCCUGGCGCUGGCGCUGCGCCCCCGGACCCCUGCCGCCUGUGCGCGCCUGGCCGAGGCCUCGCUGCUACUGGUGACCCUCGACCCGCGCCUGUGCCACCCCCUGGCCCGGCCGCGGCGCGACGCCGAACCCGUGUUGGGCGGCGGCCCUGGGGGCGCUUGUCGCGCUCGGCGGCUGUACGUGAGCUUCCGCGAGGUGGGCUGGCACCGCUGGGUCAUCGCGCCGCGUGGCUUCCUGGCCAACUACUGCCAGGGUCAGUGCGCGCUCCCCGUCACGCUGUCGGGGUCUGGGGGGCCGCCGGCGCUCAACCACGCUGUGCUGCGCGCGCUCAUGCACGCAACCACCCCGGGAGCCGCCGACUUGCCUUGCUGCGUGCCCGCGCGCCUGUCGCCCAUCUCCGUGCUCUUCUUUGACAACAGUGACAACGUGGUGCUGCGGCAGUAUGAGGACAUGGUGGUGGACGAGUGCGGCUGCCGCUAACGAGGGGCGGGCGAGGACGCGGGCCCAACAAUAAACGUCGCGUGGUCUGCUC
Macaca mulatta (Rhesus monkey) is the source of this 2553-nucleotide messenger RNA. The record is from RefSeq and is a predicted model, not a curated record. NCBI's taxonomy places the organism in Eukaryota, Metazoa, Chordata, Mammalia, Primates, Cercopithecidae.